AUGACCACACUCCAGCGACCCCUGCGAUUCGCCUCCCCCCGCCUUCUAGCGCGGCCCUUCCCACCCCGUAUACUCCCUCCCUACACCCCCAAGCGAUUCGUAGGCAUCCCCCCAGCCUACCUCCUAGACGACUACAUCCCACGCUACCACAUGCUCAGCUCGAUCGACGCCGCAAAGAAGAGAUCCCAGGCCUACGCGCACCUCCGCAACUGCAACCUGUGUCCCCGGCUCUGCGGGGUCAACCGGUACGAGACGACGGGGGUGUGUCUGAUCGGGGCUGAGACGGCCAAGGUAAACGUCAUUGCGCCUCAUCGGGGCGAGGAACCUUGUAUUCAGGGGUUUCAUGGGAGUGGGUCUGUGUUUUUCUCGGGGUGUAAUUUGCGAUGUGUUUUUUGUCAGAAUCAUGACAUUUCGCAUCAACGGAACGGGUUCGAUUUGACACCAGAGGAACUAGCAGACUGGUACCUGAAGCUCCAAGAUGUAGGCAACGUGCACAACAUCAACCUCGUCACGCCCGAGCACGUGGUCCCGCAAGUGGCGCUCUCGAUCCUAGCCGCGCGGGACAUGGGUCUCAAGAUUCCGAUCGUCUACAACACGUCGUCGUUCGACUCGCUAGCGUCGCUGGCACUGCUAGACGGGCUAGUAGACAUCUACCUAGCGGACUUCAAAGUGUGGAAAGACAGCACGUCGAAGCGCCUGCUCAAGGCAGAAAACUACACCGCGACAGCCAUGGAGAGCGUCAAAGCCAUGCAGCAGCAGGUCGGCGACCUGAGCUUUACCUCAGACGGCAUCGCCAAAAGGGGCGUCCUGCUCCGCCAUCUGGUCAUGCCAGGGAAGGAGGACGAGGGCCGUGAGAUCAUGCGCUGGCUGGCUGAGAAUGUAUCCAAGGAUAUGUACGUGCAUAUCAUGGAGCAGUACCAUCCGGAUGCGCACGUGGGGAAGAAGAAGCGCACGUCGCGGACUACGACUGGCGAACAUUCAUCCCCCUCAGACGUCCGCUACGCAGAGAUCAACCGUGCCGUACGCGACGACGAACUCGGCUCCGUCCGAGACGCCGCCGUAGCAGCGGGGUUGUGGCGGUUCUGCGAAGCCAACGAGAACCAAAGCAUGUUUCACCUAUGA
Molecule: messenger RNA, 1122 nt
Organism: Aspergillus campestris IBT 28561
Lineage: Eukaryota; Fungi; Ascomycota; Eurotiomycetes; Eurotiales; Aspergillaceae
Product: putative pyruvate formate lyase activating enzyme
Exons: 2
Coding region: 1-1122 (373 amino acids)
Molecular function (GO): iron-sulfur cluster binding; catalytic activity
Source: RefSeq, a predicted model, not a curated record